Manis pentadactyla (Chinese pangolin) is the source of this 2124-nucleotide messenger RNA. RefSeq names its product leukocyte immunoglobulin-like receptor subfamily A member 5. The record is from RefSeq and is a predicted model, not a curated record. Gene Ontology annotation, molecular function: inhibitory MHC class I receptor activity. Gene Ontology annotation, biological process: cytokine-mediated signaling pathway. The transcript is spliced from 12 exons. Lineage: Eukaryota; Metazoa; Chordata; Mammalia; Pholidota; Manidae. Bases 65 to 1387 code for a protein of 440 amino acids.
UCCCACUGCCACGCCCUGUGGUCGGCCUGUCCUCCGGGCACAGUGGCCGCAGGGAGCAGCCGCCAUGACGCCCACCCUCACGGCCCUGCUCUGCCUUGGCUCCAGGGCAGGGACCUCACCGGACUCUCUCCCAGGGCUGAGUGUGGGCCCGAGGACCCACGUGCAGGCCGGGACCCUCCCCAAACCCACCAUCUGGGCUGAGCCAGGCUCUGUGGUUCCCUGGGGGAGCCCUGCGACCAUCUGGUGUCAGGGCACCCUGGGGGCCCAGUGGUACCGUCUGAAGAAAGAGGGAAGCUCAGUAACCUGGGACACACAGAGCCCACUGGGGCCCAGGGACAAGGCCACGUUCUCCAUCCCAGCCAUGAUAGACAGUUAUGCAGGGACAUAUCGCUGUUCCUAUGAUGGCCGGUCAGAGCACAGUGACCCCCUGGAGCUGGUGGUGACAGGAGCCUACAGCAAACCCAGCCUCUCAGCCCUGCCCAGCCCUGUCAUGACCUCAGGAGGGAACGUCAUCCUUCAGUGUCAUUCAUGGCAGGGAUUCAGUGGGUACAUUCUGAUGGAGGAUGGAGAACACAAGCCCUCCCGGACCCUGGACGCACAGCAACCGUACAGUAGGCCGACUGAGGCCCUGUUCCCCGUGGGCCCCGUGACCCCCAGCCGCAGGUGGAUGUUCAGAUGCUAUGGCUACUUCAGGAACAGCCCCCAGGUGUGGUCGGAGUCCAGUGACCCCCUGAAGCUCCGGGUCUCAGGGUCCUCUAGAGAUCCCAGCCCCCCAUCUGCACAGCCCAAUGUCACAGGUGGCCCGAAGUGGCCGGUGCUGGUCCUCGUCGGGGUCUCCGCGGCCUGCGCCCUCCUGCUGGCCGUCCUGCUGCUGCUCCUGCUCCGCCGCCAGCGGCUGCGCAGGCGCAGGAAGCCAGGUGCUGCGGACGCCGAGCCCAGGGACAGAGGCCCGCGGCGCAGCUCCGGCCCCGCUGCUGACGCCCAGGAGACCCUCUAUGCCACCGUGACGGAAGCAGAGCCGGAGGGGGUGGAGCCGGACCCCCAGCCCUCCUGGCUCCCCGUCCUCUGUCUGACCGGCUGGCUAUCGGAAGCGCCCCAGGCCCGGGAGGGUGCCGCUGCAAAGGAACCACCCCGAGGUCCCUGGGGCCCUGCGUUCCUCCCCGACAGGGCUGCACGGGCUCACCCUUCCCCCGCAUCUAGCACGCAGGACGAAGACGCCCCGGGGGGCACGCAUACCCAGGCUGCUGCACCUGACGACCCCCAGGAGGUGACCUACGCCCAGCUGAACCACCUGACCCUCAGACGGGAGACCCCGGCGCCCCCUCCCUCCCAGGCAGGGCAGCCCCCAGCAGAGCCCAGCGUGUAUGCGGCUCUGGCCACCCGCUAGCCAGGAGGGCCUGACCCGCACGCCAGGGGCAGACUGCUGGCACCCCAAACCUGCCCCCGUGGACAGUACCUAACGACCCACCAGCCUGGACUCCUCACGUGGACCCCCAGAAGCUCCUGGGACCCUCUGGGAGCCCCUGAUCCUGCAGCAAGGACAGCCGAUACCCCUGUGUUUGGGAAAUAAAGUCGCAGACGUCUCAGUAAUCCCCGGGUGAAAUGGGAAAACCACGCGGGAGUGAGAGGGGGUUUUACAUUGAGUCAGAAGGGACGUGGACACGGCAGAGCCAUGAAACGGAAAGUUAGGAACCGCGGGUGAAUGUAUCAGGAUAUAGUAGGAAUGUAGGAAAACAGUCAGCGACCUAAGGUACUGUAUCAGGCGUGUGGGAAAAGCGUCACGUUGCUCCAGACGAAGGCGGAAGGAGGGGAAUACUGCCGAGAGCGGCACUAAGGGGGCCCAGCGAACCUAGAGAAAAGUCAACAGAGCCAGAGAACCUCGUUCUUGAAAACGUUAAUCACAUUUAUCAAUCCCAGCCACACGGCCAAGGAAAACGAGAGAGAAGGCCCCCCCGCCCCUCAUCAGGACAGCAGGGCAGGUGCCACAGACUGUGGGGAACAGACCGUUGUGAACCACUGCAGGCCAGCGAGGGAGAGACUGCAGGCGAAAUGGACAAAAUCCUCAAAAAUAUAAUUUACCAAAAUGAUGGAGAUAAAAAUAAAUGGAAAAUACCUAUCCCCUUA